GGAACCCACCCUUUCCCCCUUUGCAGUUCAAGCUCCUCAAAAUAUUUACAGAGUAGGAAGAAACCAAUGUGAACUAAGAAGACCAAACCCUAUCCAUCCAUCCAUACGAACGUAUCACUCCAACCAUAUCUCCCACUCCCAACCAACUCGGCCCCACUCACCCUUCUCAAUCUACGGCACCAUUACUCCUUUCAAUCCUUUCUCUACUUCCUUCCAAAGUACCACACCAAACCAAACCUUCUACCUCUCUACCUUCUUUUCCUGCUGCCUUCUUCUUCUUCUUCCAAUAACCCGUUACUCGACAGAAUCUAUUCCCUGCUUCAAAACUUCAACAACAAAGCUAGGAUGGAGUUCUACUCCGAGGAAGUGGAUAGUAGGAGCUGUGGAGGGCGCAAGAAACAAAAGACGACGGCCGAAGAGGGAGGGACUAGAGGAGGAGGGAAAGGAGGGGAUGGUUCGAGUAUCGAGGUCGUCAAGCGGCCGAGAGGCCGGCCGCCGGGGUCCAAGAACAAGCCCAAGCCCCCUGUCGUCAUCACCCGCGAGUUCAUCGAUCCCUCGCCUGCCAUGCGGCCCCACGUCCUCGAGAUCCCCGCCGGCCACGACGUUGCUGCCGCCCUCGCCGCCUUCUCCCGCCGCCGCUCCCUCGGCAUCUGCGUCCUCUCGGCCGUCGGGACUGUCGCCAACGUCACCCUCCGCCAGCCACCCGUAUCGGCGGACGGAUCCGCCGCCGCCGCCGCCGCCGUGACGUUUCGCGGCCGCUUCGAGAUACUCUCCAUCUCCGCUACCUUCUUCCCGCCGUCCCUCUCCGUCGCCGCAGGCGGCGGGUUCUCGGUGUCGCUGGCGGGUCCGCAGGGGAGGGUGGUUGGGGGGAUGGUAGCUGGGCCGGUGGUGGCGGCGGGGACUGUUGUGGUGGUGGCGGCGGCGUUCGGAGAGCCCAGCUUCCACCGGCUGCCGGUGGAGGAUCAGGCGGGUUCAGCCUCCGGCUCGCUCUCCGGCGGCGGCGGAGGUGGCGAUGAGGCUGCCGCCCAGGCUCAUCAAGAUGAGGAUGACUACAAUGAUCAUGAUGAAGAAGCACAGCAUCACUAUCAUCACCAGUAUUAUGAUCACGAUCACAAUCAUGGAUCGUCCGAUGGUGUACCGAUCUAUGGUACUGGUCGCUUCCCUCCCCAUAUGUGGAAUCCCACCUCCCGUUCCCCACAUUCACCACCACCACCCUAUUGAUUCCCUAGGUAAUAUUUUGUUCCUUCCUAUCAAAAGAUAAUACUACUACUUUGCAUUUGGUUUUCAUUGUUAGCGAGAUUAUUAUGUAAUAAGAAAAGGUUAAUGAGGAAAUAAUUAUUCCUCCUUGGGUUCGAGACUUAUAUGGUGAAGUGGAUGAGGACGGAUGAUGGAUUGCAGCCUCUUGGAGUGAGACUUAAGUAAUACGAAAGGGAGCAGCCUUAAAAGGUGCAUUAGAAAACGGCUAAGAAAUGGAAUACUUGUUACCAUUUCUAUCUUCAAGAGAAGAAGAACCUUGUACUUUGAGAACCUGAUUUGAUCCGGUCUAAUGCGCUCUGAAGUCUUGGAAAGCAAAAGUGGUAUUGUCUUCUUCUUCCAUUUUUUGUUCAAACCGGCUGCUUGUACCAUUUAGAAUAGACACAUCGGAAAGCAUCAGACAUAAGAAUAUCCUUCGAUCUCCGGGGGGAGGAACUAUGCCAUCCAAACGGCCGUAAGUCAUGUAAAACGUACAACUCAAAACAAGUAUUCGGUGUUUGCCAGCAAGGGGAGGCUGGUGUCCUGAUGGUAUAAUCUUUCGGUCACAAAAGGAAUUGGCCAAGUGCAAUGCACUAGACAGGAGGGACUUUUUUUUUUUUUUUGUUUCUUCUUUCAUAUGUUUACGGGUGGGGCAAGAGCGCGUGGGAGAACUAGCGGGCAGCAAGACAAGUUGGACUUUAUAUGGCCUAGCAAAAGUUUAUAUUUUGUCAAACUGGACUGUUAGCUCAAUUCUAAGUUAUAGCUAAUGAAUCAGAUUUA
Messenger RNA from Elaeis guineensis (African oil palm), 2013 nucleotides. RefSeq names its product AT-hook motif nuclear-localized protein 28. Gene Ontology annotation, molecular function: minor groove of adenine-thymine-rich DNA binding; DNA-binding transcription factor activity. NCBI's taxonomy places the organism in Eukaryota, Viridiplantae, Streptophyta, Magnoliopsida, Arecales, Arecaceae. The record is from RefSeq and is a predicted model, not a curated record. Gene Ontology annotation, cellular component: nucleus.